AUGUUUAGAAGCGACGCCGCCAGCCAGCAAGACGUGGACGACGCGAUCCAAAACGCCCACGAGGUUUUCAAGUCUGGCGUGUGGUCAAGGGCCUCGCGACACCAUCGUGCCCGCGUGCUUGAAAAGAUUGCCGAGAUUGUGGCUCAAGAGCUUCCGAAUCUCAUCCACGUAGAAGUCAGGCAGACCGGCCGCGCGGUUCGCGAAAUGAAGGCCCAGAUACCGUCACUGCUCCGCUGGUUCAAGUACUACGCCAGCUUGCUGCUCACCGAGGAGCUGCCUGUUCUACCCACCAUGGGCAAGUUGCACAACUGGCUGCAAAGAGUACCCUUGGGUGUCGUCGUCCAAAUCACGCCCUUCAACCACCCCAUGCUCAUCGCCGUCAAGAAGCUUGCGCCGGCUCUGGCUGCGGGCAACAGCAUCGUCUUGAAGCCCAGCGAACUUACACCUGUGACCAGUCUGCUUCUCGGGCCGAUAUUCAAGACCGCGGGCGUCCCAGACGGCGUCGUCAACAUCUUGCCCGGGUACGGGCCGGUUACGGGAAGGGCGCUCGUCAGCCACCCUCUGGUGAGAAAGGUCGACGUCACGGGCGGCACGGCUGCCGGACAGGCCAUUGGGUCCAUCGUGGGAGGCAAUCUCGCCCGCUACACGGCGGAGCUUGGUGGCAAGGCCCCUCUGGUCGUCUUUGAACAGGCCAGCGUCGAGGCGGCGGUCAACGGCAUCGCAUUUGCGUCAUUCAUCGCCGCUGGACAGACGUGCGUCGCGGCGACGAGGAUCAUCGUCCAGAACAGUGUCAUGCCCGUCCUGUUGGAAAAGUUGCAGCGCAAAUGCAACCACAUUUUGCGGAAAAUGGGCUCGCCUCUGAACGAAAAGUCCACCAUGGGACCUUUAAUUUCACUCGGGCAGCUUCAAAAGGUCGAGUCGUUGGUCAAUGAGUGUGUCAGCGAGGGAACUGGGCAGGUUCUUUGUGGUGGUCAGAGAAUGACUGGGCUGUCUCAGCUGGACGGCAUUGAUUUCGGGAAGGGAUACUUUUACCCGCCGACGGUGAUGACCGGUAUCGCUGGAAAGAGCAUUACCGAGGCAAGGAUAUGGAGAGAGGAGGCCUUUGGACCCGUCAUUGUCGUGGCUGGAUUCGAUGACGAGGACCAAGGAGUUCUUCUUGCCAAUGACAGCGAGUUCGGACUGGGAGCUGCCUUGUGGACGCAGGAUCUGAGCCAGGCCUUUCGGGUUUCCCAGCAAAUUCACUCUGGUAUUGUCUGGGUGAACACACAUCACCGGAACGACCCAAGUAGCCCCUGGAGCGGUGCUUCGAAGUCUAGUGGUGUAGGCAGCGAAAAUGGCAUGGAUGCCUAUCACGACUACACGACUACCAAGAGUGUCAUCAUGAAUUACGCUUCGGCUAACGAGACGUUGGCCGAAGAUGAUUGGUUUGGGGAGAGCGCGGGGGAAGUUCGCUAUGGUUGA
Molecule: messenger RNA, 1461 nt
Organism: Metarhizium album ARSEF 1941
Lineage: Eukaryota; Fungi; Ascomycota; Sordariomycetes; Hypocreales; Clavicipitaceae
Product: betaine aldehyde dehydrogenase
Exons: 1
Coding region: 1-1461 (486 amino acids)
Molecular function (GO): aldehyde dehydrogenase (NAD+) activity
Source: RefSeq, a predicted model, not a curated record